AUGGCUCGGGCACUGGUAGGCUGGUGCUUCUUUCUGGUGGCGGCAUUUGCGGUAGGCGUCGUGGGCCAGCAUCCUCCCUACACCCCUCCUCCUUCCCACCACACCCCGCCUCCCCAGUCCCAGGUCCCCUCCUACGCCAACGGCCAACCCUACCGUGUCAACUACAACAAACCCAACCGCAUCUUCACCUGCGAAGACGACUGGGGUGAUACAUGCAUCGCGCAGUGCCCGGACCUCUGCCCCAAGUCCUGCUCCAUGUCAUGCAGCUACUGCGAGACCACAUGUAGUACGUCCAGGUGUGUGGAGUUUCCAGGCACUUCGUGUGGCGACCCUAGCUUCACCGGUGGCGACGGUGUUACCUACUACUUCCAUGGCAGGAAGGAUCAGGAUUUCUGCAUCGUCUCCGACGUCGAUCUCCACAUCAACGCGCACUUUAUCGGCAACCACAACCCCGUCAAUGAGAGGAACUUCACAUGGAUACAAGCCAUCGGUGUCACCUUCGGCGACCACCGCCUCUUUGUAGGCGCUCGCAAGGCUGUCGAGUGGGAGGAGGACGAGGACCACAUUGAGAUAACCUUCAAUGGGGAGCCCAUCAAUAUAGACACCGCCAACAAUGCCCAGUGGGUGUCCAAGGUCCAAUCCUGUCUAUCCGUGCAACGCACAGACAUUGUCAACUCCAUCAAGGUGGAUUUCGCCAAUGUGUUCAGCAUCUCGGCCAACGCCGUGCCGAUCACGGACGAGGACUCUAAGAUCCACAGCUAUGGCAAGACCGCGAAGGACAGUCUCGUGCACCUUGACCUUCGCUUCAAGUUUCAUUCCCUCACCGACGUUGUCGAUGGCGUGCUCGGCCAAACCUACCGGUCUAACUACGUCAAUAAGAUGAAUGUCACAGCCAAAAUGCCCAUCAUGGGUGGCACGCCAAAGUACUUCUCAUCGGGCCUCUUCUCGACGGAUUGUGCGGUCUCCAAGUUUCAGCACAAUGGUGGCGCAAGCCAUGUUCGUGCCAUGGCUGCAUAA
Messenger RNA from Triticum turgidum subsp. durum (durum wheat), 1017 nucleotides. NCBI's taxonomy places the organism in Eukaryota, Viridiplantae, Streptophyta, Magnoliopsida, Poales, Poaceae. The record is from the annotation of a GenBank genome assembly.